AUGGCAGGCGAAGUUAUGAAGGAUUCGGUCAUAAUGGUGGUAAUAGGGAAAGAGAAGAAAAAGUUCAUGGUCGAACUGUGGCAACGGCGGUUAGUCAUGGAAUUUGAGGUUAAAGUGACGCAUUCAAACAUGAGUGCUGGUAUAAAUAGAGUGAAACUGGAAAAGAAAUUCACGACCGACAACGAUUUGCACAAAAAUCUUGAGAAGAUCGUUUUGAUGAACAAAGAAGGUGAAGUAUAUUAUGCAAAACUAAAGAAGGAUAACAGCCAGACACGUGGGAGUGCCAUAUAUGAUGGUUGGAGAGACUUUUGCUUAAAUAAUAAGCUUGAAGAUGGAGACAUUUGUCUAUUUAAGCUUCUUCAAAAUGAGGAAAUCCCUACGUUCAAACUACUCUCAUACCGUAAGAAUGAUGAUGAGCAGUUAGAUAGUCACUAUGUGACGUUGCUUGUUACAGAAGCAAGCCUUGAGGACGGUAAACAGCAUAUACCAAUAGGUUUCACGAGAGCGAAUAACCUCACUAAAAAGUGGAAAGUAACUUUGGUGGACAAGAAUGAUGAAGAAUAUGAUAUAACUGUUGAUGUAAAAAAAGAUCGGAGCCUCGUGUACUCUCGUAUUAGGAGUCCUAAAUGGAAAGAUUUCUGCAAUGCGAAUGAUGUAAAUGCAGGGGAGAAAAUAACAUUGGAGUUGAUCAAAGAAGAGGAAAAAUUGAUGCUCAAGUUCAUUUGCAAGUCUCAGGCUUAA
Eruca vesicaria subsp. sativa (arugula) is the source of this 741-nucleotide messenger RNA. The record is from the annotation of a GenBank genome assembly. Lineage: Eukaryota; Viridiplantae; Streptophyta; Magnoliopsida; Brassicales; Brassicaceae.